AUGGGCCCCUCUGGCUCCCCUCUGCUGCUACACUGCCCUGCACCACCUCCACUCAGCUUCAGUGUGUUCAUCCACCUGUCCCACGUCCCCUCGGCCCCCAGGAGCACAGCUGGUGGCCCUGGCUCCUGGCAGCCCAUCUUGUUCCUUCUGGAGCACCAGCCUCAGAGGCCUUCCUGUGCAGGGUCCACUCGGCCAGCCCUGGGACCCUCCUGGUCUCAAGCACACACGUUCUCCCUGCAGCCAGACCUGCCCCUGCCUGUGAGCUCAGACCUGAGCCCUGGAACACCUUCCCUUCUCCAUCCCAGCUCGCCUUUGCCAGCUGCUCAGCGGGAUGAACUCACACUCCCCUCCCUGCACCAUAAGUCAGAGCCAGCUGGAGAGACGCCCAGGCCAAAGCAGCCACCAGGGCCCAGUGGGGGCCAGAAGCUUCAGAUGAGAGGCCCAGGAAGACAAAUAGCGGCUGACGGCGGGGGCGGGGCUGCCCACAAGUACCGCGCCAGAACAGGAAGGGCUGAGACCCCCACCUUGAGCAAGGGAGGAGGAGAGGCCCCAGGUGAACGGAGGGGCUUGUCCAGGCUGGCAGCAUCACCGGAGCCCAGGGCAGGGUCAGCAGAGCUGGCCGUGGGGCCCUCCUCUCAGCCAGGACCGACAGCAGCCUCCACCAAGGGCCCAUCGGUCUUCCCCCUGGCGCCCUCCUCCAGGAGCACCUCUGGGGGCACAGCAGCCCUGGGCUGCCUGGUCAAGGACUACUUCCCCGAACCGGUGACCGUGUCGUGGAACUCAGGCGCCCUGACCAGCGGCGUGCACACCUUCCCGGCUGUCCUACAGUCCUCAGGACUCUACUCCCUCAGCAGCGUGGUGACCGUGCCCUCCAGCAGCUUGGGCACCCAGACCUACAUCUGCAACGUAAAUCACAAGCCCAGCAACACGAAGGUGGACAAGAAAGUUGAGCCCAAAUCUUGUGACACAACUCACACAUGCCCACCGUGCGCAGCACCUGAACUCCUGGGGGGACCGUCAGUCUUCCUCUUCCCCCCAAAACCCAAGGACACCCUCAUGAUCUCCCGGACCCCCGAGGUCACGUGCGUGGUGGUGGACGUGAGCCACGAAGACCCCGAGGUCCAGUUCAACUGGUACGUGGACGGCGUGGAGGUGCAUAAUGCCAAGACAAAGCCUCGGGAGGAGCAGUACAACAGCACGUACCGUGUGGUCAGCGUCCUCACCGUCCUGCACCAGGACUGGCUGAAUGGCAAGGAGUACAAGUGCAAGGUCUCCAACAAAGCCCUCCCAGCCCCCAUCGAGAAAACCAUCUCCAAAGCCAAAGGGCAGCCCCGAGAACCACAGGUGUACACCCUGCCCCCAUCCCGGGAUGAGCUGACCAAGAACCAGGUCAGCCUGACCUGCCUGGUCAAAGGGUUCUACCCCAGCGACAUCGCCGUGGAGUGGGAGAGCAAUGGGCAGCCGGAGAACAACUACAAGACCACGCCUCCCGUGCUGGACUCCGACGGCUCCUUCUUCCUCUACAGCAAGCUCACCGUGGACAAGAGCAGGUGGCAGCAGGGGAACGUCUUCUCAUGCUCCGUGAUGCAUGAGGCUCUGCACAACCACUACACGCAGAAGAGCCUCUCCCUGUCUCCGGGUAAAUACCCCCGUGUCCACUCGGGGGCAUGCCUAGUCCAUGUGCAGCUGCAACUGGAGGACAGCUGUGCGGAGGCGCAGGACGGGGAGCUGGACGGGCUGUGGACGACCAUCACCAUCUUCAUCACACUCUUCCUGCUAAGCGUGUGCUACAGUGCCACCGUCACCUUCUUCAAGGUGAAGUGGAUCUUCUCCUCGGUGGUGGACCUGAAGCAGACCAUUAUCCCCGACUACAGGAACAUGAUUGGGGACAGCCAGCCCCAGAGUCCGCACUGGGGAGAGAAGGGGCCAGGCCCAGGACACUGCCACCUCCCACCCACUCCAGUCCACCGAGAUCACUCGGAGAAGAGCCUGGGCCAUGUGGCCGCUGCAGGAGCCCCACAGUGCAAGGGACACACUGCUGCAGCCCCGUGGGGAGUGAGGGAGACAGCACCUGGGGUGCAGGGCGGGCAGCUGCUGCAACACCAGCUCUAUCCCAAGCCCAAGGAUGGCAUCCCAGAGAUGCAGGAGAGCUUUGUCCAGAGAAGGAUACACAGGCCCCUGUGGCCAAGGGAAGGGGGAGAAUGGAACCAUCUGAGCAUGUUGACCCGGAGGAACUGGUGGCCCUUGAGUCCACGAAGCCCACCCUGCCAGGUGCCCCUGCCCCACGUGACCCAAGGCACGCUGGUGCAGGGGGUGGGCUCCCAAGGCCUUGGACAACUCUACCCCUGUGGCUUUGGAGAACGUAGCCCCAGUGGCUUCUCUCACAUGAUAGAGUUGAGUGCCUGUGGCUUUUCCAGAUUCAGGCACCUCCCCCCGACCAUCCAGCUCCUGUGCCUCGUCUCUGGGUACACCCCAGGGACUAUCAACAUCACCUGGCUGGAGGACGGGCAGGUCAUGGACGUGGACUUGUCCACCGCCUCUACCACGCAGGAGGGUGAGCUGGCCUCCACACAAAGCGAGCUCACCCUCAGCCAGAAGCACUGGCUGUCGGACCGCACCUACACCUGCCAGGUCACCUAUCAAGGUGACACCUUUGAGGACAGCACCAAGAAGUGUGCAGAUUCCAACCCGAGAGGGGUGAGCGCCUACCUAAGCCGGCCCAGCCCGUUCGACCUGUUCAUCCGCAAGUCGCCCACGAUCACCUGUCUGGUGGUGGACCUGGCACCCAGCAAGGGGACCGUGAACCUGACCUGGUCCCGGGCCAGUGGGAAGCCUGUGAACCACUCCACCAGAAAGCAGGAGAAGCAGCGCAAUGGCACGCUAACCGUCACGUCCACCCUGCCAGUGGGCACCCGAGACUGGAUCGAGGGGGAGACCUACCAGUGCAGGGUGACCCACCCCCACCUGCCCAGGGCCCUCGUGCGGUCCACGACCAAGACCAGCGGCCCGCGUGCUGCCCCGGAAGUCUAUGCCUUUGCGACGCCGGAGGGGCCGGGGAGCCGGGACAAGCGCACCCUCGCCUGCCUGAUCCAGAACUUCAUGCCUGAGGACAUCUCAGUGCAGUGGCUGCACAACGAGGUGCAGCUCCCGGACGCCCGGCACAGCACGACGCAGCCCCGCAAGACCAAGGGCUCUGGCUUCUUCGUCUUCAGCCGCCUGGAGGUGACCAGGGCCGAAUGGGAGCAGAAAGAUGAGUUCAUCUGCCGUGCAGUCCAUGAGGCAGCGAGCCCCUCACAGACCAUCCAGCGAGCGGUGUCUGUAAAUCCCGGUAAAUGA
This is a messenger RNA of Gorilla gorilla gorilla (western lowland gorilla), 3336 nucleotides long. RefSeq lists its product as uncharacterized. The coding region runs from base 1 to 3336 and encodes 1111 amino acids. The record is from RefSeq and is a predicted model, not a curated record. NCBI's taxonomy places the organism in Eukaryota, Metazoa, Chordata, Mammalia, Primates, Hominidae. The transcript is spliced from 17 exons.